AUGCAGUCUGCUGAUACGGCAGCGGAGCAGGAACCGGCUCAACAACUAGAUUCAGAAUGGGAAGAAGAACAACAAGCAGAGCCAGAGCCAGAACCUGAACCGGCACUCCCACCCCUUACCCCCCAAGAAUUCCGCGUUUACAACCGUCUCGCGGAGCAGAUGGAAUACUUCCACGACCACUUCCGCCAGAUGUACACCACCCUCCAAACCGCCUGCACCAACCGCCGCCGACCUGCCGGCAUGAGCCUACGCCAAUUCCUCGACGAAGGCCUGCGCCUAGCCCGCUACCUCGAAAUGCACCACUCCAUCGAAGAAACCCAUCUGUACCCGCUUCUAGGGCGCAAGAUGCCCGCUUUCCGGUCUUCCGCGUCUCCAUUUUCUUCUUCUUCUAGGGGAGGAGGGAAGAAAGGGAAGGGAAAAGGAAAGGGGGGUAAGGAUAAGGAGUCUUGUGAGCUUCUUAGGCAGCAUCAGGUUAUUCAUGAUGGGAUGGAUGAGGUGGCGGCGUACCUGCGGAGGUGUAAGGAUGGGGAGUGUGAGUUUGAGCUGGGGGUGUUGAAGGAGAAGCUUGAUGUGUGUGGUGAUGUGUUGUUGGCGCAUCUGGAUCAGGAGGUGGCGGAUCUGGGAGCGGAGAGGAUGAGAAGGUAUUUUACGCUGCAGGAGAUGAAAGCGAUUCCAAUGUGA
Messenger RNA from Dichotomopilus funicola, 681 nucleotides. RefSeq lists its product as uncharacterized. Lineage: Eukaryota; Fungi; Ascomycota; Sordariomycetes; Sordariales; Chaetomiaceae. The record is from RefSeq and is a predicted model, not a curated record. Bases 1 to 681 code for a protein of 226 amino acids. The transcript is spliced from 2 exons.